Tetrahymena thermophila SB210 is the source of this 1092-nucleotide messenger RNA. RefSeq names its product cyclic nucleotide-binding domain protein. Gene Ontology annotation, biological process: activation of GTPase activity; nucleocytoplasmic transport. NCBI's taxonomy places the organism in Eukaryota, Ciliophora, Oligohymenophorea, Hymenostomatida, Tetrahymenidae. Gene Ontology annotation, molecular function: small GTPase binding; GTPase activator activity. The record is from RefSeq and is a predicted model, not a curated record. Gene Ontology annotation, cellular component: perinuclear region of cytoplasm; nucleus; cytosol. The transcript is spliced from 12 exons.
AUGGGUGCAUCAGGCUUAGGUUGUUCUUUAGCAAAGUGCAUUAAUCUCUCAAAUUUGACACUUGAUCUUAAUUUGAAUAAAAUUGGUGCAAUGGGUGCAUCAGGCUUAGGUUGUUCUUUAGCAAAGUGCAUUAAUCUCUCAAAUUUGACACUUUCGCUUGGUGGCAAUUAAAUUGGUGCAAUGGGUGCAUCAGGCUUAGGUUCUGGUUUAGAAAAUUGUAAUAAUCUCUCAAAUUUGACACUUAAUCUUUAUCGCAAUGAAAUUGGUGACAAAGGUGCAUCAGGCUUAGGUUCUGCUUUAGCAAAAUGCAUUAAUCUCUAAAAUUUGACACUUGAUCUUAAUGGCAAUUAAAUUGGUGACGAAGGUGCAUCAGGCUUAGGUUUUGGUUUAGCAAAGUGCAUUAAUCUCUCAAAUUUGACAAUUGAUCUUAAUGGCAAUUAAAUUGGUGACAAAGGUGCAUCAGUCUUAGGUUGUUCUUUAUCAAAUUGCAUUAAUCUCUUAAAUUUGACACUUUCGCUUGGUUAUAAUUAAAUUUUUGCAAUGGGUGCAUCAGGCUUAGGUUGUUCUUUAGCAAAGUGCAUUAAUCUCAUAAAUUUGACACUUGAUCUUAAUGGCAAUAAAAUUAGUGCAAUGGGUGCAUCAGGCUUAGGUUGUUCUUUAGCAAAUUGCAUUAAUCUCUAAAAUUUGUCACUUUCGCUUGGUUUGAAUAAAAUUGGUGCAAUGGGUGCAUCAGGCUUAGGUUCUGCUUUAGCAAAUUGUAAUAAUCUCUCAAAUUUGACACUUAAUCUUUAUGGCAAUUAAAUUGGUGACGAAGGUGCAUCAGGCUUAGGUUUUGGUUUAGCAAAAUGCAUUAAUCUCUAAAAUUUGACACUUAAUCUUUAUCGCAAUGAAAUUGGUGACGAAGGUGCAUCAGGCUUAUGUUGUUCUUUAGCAAAGUGCAUUAAUCUCUAAAAUUUGACACUUGAUCUUAAUUUGAAUAAAAUUGGUGCAAUGGGUGCAUCAGGCUUAGGUUCUGCUUUAGCAAAGUGCAUUAAUCUAUCAAAUUUGAAAAUUAGCCUUCCGUAAAAACAGUUUAUUUGUUUUAGAUUUUGA